AUGUCGUCCUCAUACUCAGCCUGGUUUCGUCAGGGCCCUAACCCUGGAACUAUAAUUACCCUUAACCAACCCGUCCCUUCCCGGUGGAAGAUUCUUGAGAAGUUGAACGAGCAUGACUAUCAGGUUAACGAGGAGGAAAACGAUGAGUAUGGCUUCCGUUCUUUCGCCUCGGCUAAAUAUCUAUGCUGCGAUCCUGGAGCCCCGACUAAGAAAGCCCUCAUGCGCAUCUACAUUCAAGUUCCCCAUCGGAAGACUGAAAUGGAUGAUGCGGAUACCAGAAGCCGACAAGCCACAACAUACAACCCUCCAGAAUUGAUCGCCUACCGGGACCUCACUGAAAAGAGCUCGAGUGACACACCAAAUCUUCUCGGAUACAAGACCGAUAAACAGGAUCGCUCGGGGCUAGUUCCGGGUGGGUUCAUUAUCUGGCUUGUGUGGGAGAUCGUCCCAGGGCUGCGCCUCGGAGACGGCAGUGGCGCUGACCCAUUUUGGGCUCUUGAAUUCUACGAAAGGGAGCAGGUUCGCUCGGCUUUUCUUAAGGCUCUACCUAAGCUGCAUGAGAACGGGUGGUUCCCCCGUGUGUGCGGGGCAAGCAGCCUAGUUUGGCACCAGGAGACGCAAACACUCUACUUUAUCGGACCCUUUGAGAAGGCCGGCAAUCCCGAACGUCCGAUUAUGUUCGGUGCCAACUGGAUUGCGCAUUUCGAUCUCGCCAAGCCGGACCCCUCUACGGAUGAACGUGAUAGUGACUGGGAUAAAGAUACUUCAUGCUGGCAAUGGUAA
This is a messenger RNA of Aspergillus nomiae NRRL 13137, 783 nucleotides long. RefSeq lists its product as uncharacterized. The transcript has 3 exons. The coding region runs from base 1 to 783 and encodes 260 amino acids. The record is from RefSeq and is a predicted model, not a curated record. NCBI's taxonomy places the organism in Eukaryota, Fungi, Ascomycota, Eurotiomycetes, Eurotiales, Aspergillaceae.